CCUCAGUUACAGUCCUUUAACUACCCGCACAGAGGACAAUUGUUGGGGAUGGCUUUAUAAAGUGUCCGAUGCUGGGAUCAGUCCAGCUCCCGGAUGGAGUUGCAGAGAAGAAUAUGCAGAAAGGAACAGCGAGUCCUCAAAAACAAAGAUCAUUCCGAAUAACUAACACUCCACUGUUUCACGCUACCCUCCCUUCUGCAGCCUAUGCUCAGAGAGCUCACAGCGGCCCUUGUCUCUCACUGUAACUGGGGCGUCAAGUCUGACAAUAAACAGGGGUCAUAAACGUGAACAGUAAAUGGAACAGCCGAGUACACGAAUCAGAUCGAACCCAGCUGCCCGCCGCGAAUCUCCAUGGACUGUUCCAGGUUGCAGAAGGAUGAGCUGAGGGAAAUGUAAGAUUGACAUUAUGAGCAAAAUUAGGGAUUUUAGAUUGAAGUCUGUGUUAGAACUAUUGGCUUUAAAUGAGAGUGCGAUUCAGUGCAAGAACUGCAGCGGUGAACAGGGUGUGGCGAGUAUGUGCUGACGAGAUUAAAGUCCUGUUUGUCAAUGUGAUAAGGAAAUACUGUUUACCCAGGGAGUGCCUGGUUACCCGUAAAGGCACGCACCGCUGACUUACUGGAGAUCACGGGAUCGAGAAGCCGGAGAUCAGCGCAAGGUCCUGCCUAAUAAACUCACACCGAGCUUCCUCCCCCGCGAUUACCGGGAUUUAUAGUCAGACCAUCAACUGGUUCAUCGUGAGCCAAACAUUUAACCAAGGACACGAACCAAACCGAACCAGAUUGCAGCUCGUGACUUCUCUCCGGGCUCCUCUGUUGCGCAGGUCGACAAGGAAACGUAACAGGGCUCCCAUAUUCAGAUUUAGUGAUGUUAGAUGAACUGAGAGUUGAAACUAUUUUUUCUGUCAGCGUCACUGUGCGAUAUACUGCAAGGCCUGUGGAGGGGUUCAGGGUGUCGGAGGAAUGUGGUGACGAGAACUUCGGAAUCUGUGGAUCCUUGACACAAAGAAACCGAACGUGUAACAGAGGGAAGGUCCAGCAGUAAAAAUGGAUAAAGGCCCAAUGUCGACAAUGGACGAGCUCUUGGAAAAGUGGGAUGAUUCCCAACUGCUCCAAUUGACAGAUCAUUACCGGGAGAGACUAGAGCAGGCGAUCGAAGAAGCGGUGGACAAAGUCGGCUUCGUUUUAACAUACGAACGAUUUUUCAAUGGCCAAGACUACGAGGAAGUCAUCAAACGUGCGGAAGGAGGAGGACGUGCUGCCGGUUCUACACUCCUGCUCAGCCUGGUCAUGGAGAAGGAGCCCCAGUCCCGAAGGAUGAUUUGGAAAUGCUUCGUGAAAAUGCAACACAUGCUCCCUAAAUUGGACAAACUUCUCGAUGAAGUGGAGCAACAAGGUUCUGAUCUGAUGAAGUCUUUGAAACACAUGCACUUUGUUCCCGAAUUAUCUGAUCACUUGAAAGAUCCAAAGUCCACACUCUCUGAGCUCCUGACACAGUGGGACGAUUACAAACUCUUCCAGCUGGGAAAUUUCUACCAGGAUAGACUAACGGAGGCGAUUGAAGGACGGGUUGAAGGUCUCAGCCAACUGUUGAGAAACGAGGGACAUUUCAGUGGACGUGAACAUGAGAAAGUCUCUGAGCUCGUGGAGAAAGGACACCGGAUAGAUGCUUCCAAGCUAUUCCUCAAUCUGGUGACGGAGAAAGGCUCCCAGACCCGGACGGUGAUGUGGAAGUCCUUUGUGGAAAUGAGGCAGGAGUUACCAAAGUUGGACAAAAUACUGAAAGAAAUCCAGGAGUUCGGUUCUGAUACACAAGAAUAUAUGAACAUGGCCCGAGGUUUAACUGAACUACCCACGGAACUGAAAGAUGUUCAACAGAAACACAAGAGGACUCUGCGGCAACAGACUGAAACACUGAGAGUGAACACCAUCCUGAUGAGGGAGAAGGUGAAGGUUUUCCAGCUGGUUGAUCGAUACGCUGAGCUCACGGUCAUUUCCACUGUUCGACGUCGGAGACUUGUGGAACACGAGCUGCUGGCAAGAGGCCGGGACCACGAGGAGUGGAGAGAGGAACAUCUCCGGGGAGAGUUGGGAAAAAUCCGGACUGAUCAGUUGUUCCAGGGCAGCCUUUCCUGGAGUAAAUCCAAAUCUGGGAGCUCGGUAGCAGUGGCCGGAGUCCCGGGGAUCGGGAAAACAACCAUGGUGCAAAAGAUUGUUUAUGACUGGGCCACGGGGAAAAUAUACCAACAAUUUCAAUUUGUCUUCAGCUUUAAGUUCCGGGAUUUAAACACGAUUAAUUGUACAAUAAACUUGUGGAACCUGAUGGUAUUUUUCUAUCCUUACCUGAGGAAUGUUCUGGAAAAGCUGUGGAAGAACCCAGAGAAGUUGCUGUUUAUAUUCGAUGGUUUAGAUGAAUUCAACGACACAAUCGAUUUUGGUGACUGUCGGAAAGACACAAAACCUCAGCAAUUGUGUACAGACCCUGAAUUCCGGUGUAAGGUUUCUGACAUUGUGUACAGUUUAAUCCAGCACAAGCUGCUCCCAGGGUGUUCAGUGCUCGUGACCACCCGCCCCACUGCGUUACAUUUAUUGGAAAAGGCGGAGAUCAGUGUAUGGGCUGAAAUCCUGGGAUUUGUUGGUGAGGAACGGAAGGAAUAUUUCAGCAGGUAUUUUGAAGAUCAGGCGGUGGCAGCAGCUGUUUUCAAGCACGUGGAGGAGAACGAGAUCCUGUACACCAUGAGCUACAACCCCUCCUACUGCUGGAUCCUUUGUCUAGCACUGGGCCCUUUUUUCACAGAAAGACACAGGGACCCGCAGAGAGUUCCCAAGACCAUCACCCAACUAUAUUCCUACUAUAUUUACAACAUCCUGAAAAACCACAGCUGUAAGAUUGAAAGUCCCCGUGAUGUGUUACUGAGGGUUGGUCAGAUGGCCUUCACAGGAGUGUCCGAGAGGAAGAUUGUGUUUACCGAUGGAGAUUUGAUCAAAUACAAUCUGCAGCCUUCCCAGUUCCUGUCCGGGUUCCUGAUGGAACUUUUGGAGAGAGAGGAUUGUGCCCGGAGCGUGGUGUACGCAUUCCCACACCUCACCAUCCAAGAGUUUGCAGCCGCACUCGUAGUGUUCUUGACUGCAGAUCCCAGUGAUAUCAUGGAAAGACUCAGUGAUUUUCACAGCGAAGAAGACGGGCGAUUUGAGAUAUUUCUCCGUUUUGUUGCUGGUCUCUGCUACCCAGAGUCAGCUCGGGGCCUGGAGGAAAUUCUGGGCCCAUUUCCCAAUCAAACUACCUGCCGAGUGAUUGACUGGGUGAAGGCGGAGGUUAAACGCCAGAUUGGAAACACAGGGACUGAAGCUGGUAAAAGGAGACUCCUGAACACACUGCACUACCUGUUUGAGUCUCAGAACCGUGGACUGGCUCAGGCCGCGCUGGGAGCUGUGGAAACACUUUCACUCAGUGACCUCCGCCUGAAUCCCAUUGACUGCGCCGUCCUGUCUCAUGUCAUCGGGCUCUGUGAUACAAUAAAACUCCUCGAUCUGUAUGGCUGCCACAUUCAGUGUGAAGGGCUCCAGCGGCUGGGACCAGAGCUGCACAAGUGUCAGGAGCUGAGACUUGGGAGUAAUAAACUGGGAGAUUCGGGAGUGAAGCCAGUGUCUAAGGCUCUAAGGCACCCGGAGUGUAAAAUACGAAGUCUGGAGCUGGAGAAUGUCGGUCUCACAGGUUCUGGUGCCGAGGAUCUCGUCUACACUCUCAGUGCAAACGGAUCGCUGCUGGAAAUUAACCUUAGUAAUAACGAACUGGGAGAUUCAGGGGUGAAACCUUUGCCUGCGGCUCUGGGGGACCCGACGUGCAAAAUACAGAGACUGUGGCUUGAAAAAGUCGGUCUCACAGAUUCUGGUGCCGAGGAACUCGUCUCCAUUCUCACUGCAAACAGAUCGCUGAUGGAAAUAAACCUGUGUGGUAAUAAACUGGGAAUUUCGGGAGUGAAACUUGUGUGUGCGGCUCUGAAGGACCCACAGUGUAAAAUACAGAGACUAGAGCUGGAUGGAGCCAGUCUUUCGCGUGAUUGGUCGGAAGAUCUCGUCUCCGCUCUUAGCACAAACGACGCUCUGACAAACUUGGAUCUCGAUCGUAUAGAGUUGGGAGACUCAGGAGUGAAACUGCUGUCUGCGGCUCUUAACAUCACCAAAUACAAAAUGCAGAGACUGAAGUUGUGUGGUGUCGGUCUCACAGGGUCUGCUGCAGAGGAUCUCGUCUCCGCUCUCAGCACAAGCCGGUCACUGACGGAGCUGGACCUCAGUUAUAAUGAGCUCGGAGAUUCUGGAGUAAAAGUGGUUCCGUUGUGUAAAAUACAGAGACUGCGCUUGGAGAAGGUCGGUCUCACCGGUUGUGGUGCCGAGGAUCUCCUCUCCGCUUUCAGUACAAACUGCUCACUGACAGAUCUGGACCUCGGUUGCAAUGAACUGGGAGAUGCAGCAGUUAAACUAGUGUCUGAGGCUCUAAGGAACCCAGAGUGCAAAAUACAGAGACUGCGGCUGUGGGACGUCGGUCUCACAGAUUCUGGUGUCGAGGAUCUCGUCUCCGCUCUCAGCACAAACCGCUCACUGACGGAGCUGGAGCUGGGUUACAAUUCGCUCACCGACCGAUCUGUCCCCGCUAUCCGCCGCCUCAUCCUGUCUCACCCGAAUCUGAAGUGUAUCUGGCUGUUGGGGAAUAAGUUCGGUUGGACCGGGAAGAAGGAACUGCGGUCUCUGCAGGAGCCCAGACCCGGACUUCAGAUGACACUUGAUUGUGUAACGUCACCGCCUCCGUACACCGAACGGCCGAGCAUAACGGUUUCCAGAUCAACCUGGCGAACUUGAGACGUCCGAGGUGGCUCAGAUGUCGCGUGAUCCAGCCGCCCUUCCGCACGGCGCUGCUGUUGACGGAUAUUUCUGCAGCCAUUCAGCAGCCCGUCCAUACAAUGUUAAUUUCUCAAAUUCCUCCAUCUGGAUCUGCAGCCAGGAACUGCAGCCGUCUCGGGACCCGCUCUCAGGUGCAAUUUUGUAAUCAGCUGUUCUCCUGAUGUGCAAUGACGGGGAUAAACGUGACUGAUUAUUAACGGGUCA
Messenger RNA from Pristis pectinata (smalltooth sawfish), 5099 nucleotides. RefSeq names its product NACHT, LRR and PYD domains-containing protein 3-like. Lineage: Eukaryota; Metazoa; Chordata; Chondrichthyes; Rhinopristiformes; Pristidae. The transcript is spliced from 18 exons. The record is from RefSeq and is a predicted model, not a curated record. Gene Ontology annotation, molecular function: protein binding. Gene Ontology annotation, cellular component: cytoplasm. The coding region runs from base 1044 to 4853 and encodes 1269 amino acids.